AAGCGAUAUGAGAAAUUAUGGAAAGUAAAUACUCUAAUUAAGUGCAUACUAUCAUAACGAUUGAACUUCCUCUAAACGAUUUACGAGCCGGUUAGCAACGUUUCGUCGACAUUUACACUAGAGUAGCUGUUCGAUAACGAAAGAUCAGGGGUCGGGAUUGAUAAAGGUUGAUAGUGGGCCCCGAUAGACGUAAGUGGUCAGUUCCUUCGGUGUCGCAGGCAAAUAAACUACAACUUUCCUCGUCUCGUGUUGCUUACAUGUCUAAGAAACGCGUGUUGCUCAUUCAGGAACUAAACGUCAAUUAAUUAGACGUUUUGAUAGCUUUAUUAGAUCGGAUUUCUGCUAUUUAUCUGUGAUUAACGAGUAAUAAUGUGCAACUGAAUAGCUACUUAAAAAUAUGAACAGCGAUGGGAAUUGUCAUACCAGGAAGUAUAGCUACUUAUUUGAUAACAUGAUGAUCGUGCCAUCCCCCGGAUCCAUAUGGGAUUAUCCAUACUUGAACCAGGUCAGCAGAAUGAUGGGCUUGGUAUAUGGGACACGACCAAAGCCUGAGCAAGAUUUAUUCCCUCCCAAGAUUCGAAUUCCAGAGACACAUAUGGAGAGUCCAUCGAGGUUCGAGCUGACGAAGGCGGAGAUCCAAAAUGCAGAAGAAACGGAACUGGGUGAGGUGAAGGUGACACCUCCGAUGAGCACCGUCGCGACGUCGACGCCCGUGCAGCCAGGUAGUAUUCCGUGCAGAAACGGCGGCUGCAAGAGCUGGGCCAAUCGCGCGGAAUCGAGAAUGGAAAGCCCUUGGCAUUUUCUCAAAACUAUCUUCCUUAUCUCUGUAAUCGUCGCUUUGGUUCUCUGGGUAAUCGUCUACACGUUUCUCGUCCAAUAUCGGAUCUUGUGAAGCAUUUAAGGACACCGAGAAACUUGGAUGGCCGAUGUUCUUCCAUUUGGAAGCGAACAAGGAAAAUUUGGGUAAUCCUUUGCCUUCGGUAACAUAGAUACAUGAUAAGAUGUCCAAGAAGAUACUCUUUGAAGUAUAAGAAAAAGCCAGAAAUGUGAGGAGAAAGAGAGGAAGAUUUUUCUGUAGAAUUCUGAUACUUUGAUUGAAUUCUCCAUCUCCUAUCGAUGAAUCCGUCCUUGCGCGAAGCAAUAAAUAAUUCUAUGUUCAAAAUCGUGGAUUUGUGGAAGAAUUAUGUUAUUUGCUCGACGAGCAAAUGGAAAUGUAAGAAACGUGUACUCUUUUGUGGACAGAAAGUUUUAGAAAUCCAGAGUUUGAGUUGCGUAAAGAGUAUCUCGAGGCUCCUAUUUACGCGAGCAUAUACUCUCGGGAUUAUCGGUUCAAUGACGAAGAAAUUCCCAGUGUUGAAACACUUGACAUAGAAAAAGAUAGAAAAACUUUUGUAAUGUACAAAGGAAUCGUCCGCGAGGAUAAAAUUGAAGUGAUACUAGUCCCUGUAAUAUUUGUUCGAAUUGGAUACUUCCUUUUAACUAUAUUAACAGUUACCAUAAAAUUAUUGCGAUUGUAACACACCAAUAUAUUCCUAAUCUCUUUAUAAUGUUAUACGUAAAAUGUUUGAUAGAAGGUAUUCGAUUAUAUAAUAUUGACUAUUUUUUACAAAGUAUUUGUACAAAAGCGAAUUAAUAAAGUUAUCUUGCAGAAAA
Molecule: messenger RNA, 1653 nt
Organism: Bombus impatiens (common eastern bumble bee)
Lineage: Eukaryota; Metazoa; Arthropoda; Insecta; Hymenoptera; Apidae
Exons: 3
Coding region: 398-892 (164 amino acids)
Source: RefSeq, a predicted model, not a curated record